Anoplophora glabripennis (Asian longhorned beetle) is the source of this 3629-nucleotide messenger RNA. RefSeq names its product cadherin-87A. Gene Ontology annotation, molecular function: calcium ion binding. Bases 1 to 3285 code for a protein of 1094 amino acids. Gene Ontology annotation, biological process: homophilic cell-cell adhesion. Gene Ontology annotation, cellular component: plasma membrane. NCBI's taxonomy places the organism in Eukaryota, Metazoa, Arthropoda, Insecta, Coleoptera, Cerambycidae. The record is from RefSeq and is a predicted model, not a curated record. The transcript has 11 exons.
AUGGAAGACGCUGAAAUUGGAACUGUCGUUCACACGCUGGUAGCCUUAGAUCCGGACGUAAACUCAUCUGAAGCCUUAAAUUUCGCAGCAACAGAACCCAUCACUGCCUUAGACAAACAUGGCAAUGAAGUCCUUGCUAGCGAUGCAUUCAAAGAAUUCUUUUCCGUGGAUAAAAACACGGGAAAAGUAACAGUGAUCAAUCCUUUGCAAAGAGAUCUGGCCGCCAUUGUAAGAAUAACGGUAUUAGUAACGGACAUCACCGCCCCCACCGUCCAGCAAGGUCAGGGACUCCUAGUGAUUACUAUUGGUGACGUGAACGAUUCUCCGCCCAUGUUCUUACCACCUUGGACCGCAGAGAAUCCCAUCUACUAUCUGGAACUAAAAGAGGAGCAACCAGUUGGCACCAUCGUAGCCACAUACAAAGCUAUAGAUGAAGACUCUGACAUAGCUGGAUACUCCAUCAUGCCAGAAAGCGAGUACUUCCAAAUAAACAACGGCACCGGGAUCGUCCAAAUCAAACAGGAAAUAGACUACGAGAAGACCAAAGAACUAAACUUCAGCGUUGUGGCGUUUGACAGUGGCGUUCCUCAACUCAACGCCACUGCGAUAGUCUUGGUGAAGAUCGUCAACCUUAACGAUAACGAUCCCGUGUUCACGGCUAGAGAAUACAACGCGAGCAUCGACGAGAACUCACCCAACGGCACCUUCAUAGUGGAGGUUAAAGCGAAAGACUUGGACGCUGACGAAUACGGAGAAGUCAGCUACAGCCUAACAGGAGAGCACAGUGAGAAUUUCGCGAUAGACAACAAGACGGGUUACGUCACCGUCGCCAACUCCAACUUCCUCGACCACGAAAAAAUCAACGAGACCGUGCUGCAGGUGGUGGCUUCGGACGGUGCUCCGAGUAACUUGAGGAGAACCAUGUCGGUUCCGAUUUAUAUCACUAUAAACGAUUUAAACGAUAACGCGCCGAAGUUUUCGCAAGAGGAGUACAAUGUGACUGUGAUGGAAAACGUCAGGUUGAAUCCUCCCAUGAGACUCAUACAAGUGAAUGCCACCGACGAAGAUUCUGGAAUGAAUGGGAACAUCCAUUAUAGUAUAAUAUCUGGAAAUGAUAACGACGUGUUCAUACUGGGAAUAGAAACCGGCAUCCUUUACCCCCACAAAUCCCUGCUGGGUCAAACAAGAGAGUUCCAUUUGCUGGUAGAAGCCAGGGAUGGCGGCGGCAACGGACACUUAUUCGACAAGGCUAUUAUUCAUGUACAUGUACUGAACGUUAACGAACAUAAGCCGGAAUUCAUAAUGCCGGCGCUUCCUAACGCUACAGUUGAAGUAUUAGAGAACGAAGCAGCCGAAAACUAUUUAGUGAUGACGGUGAAGGCAAUCGACAAGGACGAGAACGAAAACGGAAGACUUACGUACCACUUCAAAGUGGACGAAGAGAAUGUUCAAGAGACAGAAGAAUUCAGCAUCAAUCCAAACGCUGGCGAACUCAGGACGAAAGUAAGCCUGGACAGAGAGACAAAAUCGAAAUAUGAGUUGGUGUUAGUAGCAAGGGAUCACGGCUCACCCAAAUGGUAUGAAACCAUCAGGCACCUGACAGUGCUUCUUGUAGACGAGAACGACAACAGACCAGAAUUUCCAGGAUCGAAAUCAACCAAUCCUUACCACUUUUACGUGACUGAGAACAAUGAGAGACAUAUAUUGAUAGGUCGAGUCAAAGCCCUGGACAGGGACGAGGGCAAUCACGCGAAAGUCUACUACUACUUACUGUCCGGCAACGAGGACGGCGCCUUCUACCUAGACCGAGCCGACGGUGGCCUCUACGCCAAUGUAUCCUUUGACCGGGAACAAAAGGAGGAGUACGACCUGCUCGUCAUUGCCAACAACGACCCCAAUUUCCACCUGACCGCGGAGCAAGUCAGCCAGAUGGAGGAGGAGGAGGUGAUGCACGACCGGAGCAUCGCAAGGAUCAGGGUCAGUAUCAGCGACCUGAACGACAACGCUCCGGUGUUCGAACAUACAGUUUACUACGCCGCUGUGAACGCGAUGGCCAACAUCAACGACUUCGUGACGAACGUCACUGCCUCGGACCCGGAUUUCGGACUUAAUGGUUCUUUGACUUAUUACAUAAAGGCCUCGAAUUUGUAUAAGUUCGACUCCAAUAAAACGUCGGGAUCGAUUAUCCCGUCCCCUUUCAACAUCAGCGAAAGAGGAGAGAUUUACACGGCCACCUACUUGGCCGAAAAUAACCAGCACAGGUUCGUUAUCGACGUCAUGGCUAGAGAAAAUGCCUUUCCGGAGAGGGAGGCCUACGCACAAGUAUAUGUGUGGAUUUUUGAGCCAGAGCAGCUAAUAAGGGUCAUCUUGUCCAGACCAAAGGAAGAAGUUACAAAGGAAAGAGAUGAAAUUAUUGCUGAAUUAAGUAAUGCCACUCAAAGUUUGGUUAUCAUUGACGAAAUUAGAUACCACAUUGGCGACAACGGACUGAAGAAUGAAGACUGGUCAGAUUUAUACAUUCUAGUCGUCAAUCCCAAAACUCAAAUGAUAUUACCAGUUCCCGACGUCCUGAAAACAAUCGACUCAAAAUACGACUUUCUCAAAGAUUACUAUGCUGGCUUUGCCAUCGAGAAUGUUGUCCCUGCCUUCGUAACGGAGAAAGAAGAGACCUUUGACCCAGCCCUAGCUGCUCUAAUAGCUCUGUCGAUAGUAAUUUUCGUGGGUAUAAUUACGUUCAUUAUCGUCUGCUGCUGCUUGAGGCAUUGGGUCAUAUCUCCGACGGAUUUAAAGAAGAAGGACGCCUUAAUCAAAAAGGCCAUAAUAGAUGAUUUGAACACGACAGAAAAUCCUUUGUGGAUUGAACAAAAACUUAAAAUUUAUGAGGAGCAGGAAUUGACAAUGCAAGUUUUUAACGAACCAGAACAAAAUGUACUAAACAGGAGGGACAGUGAUGAUUAUAUUCCGGAGGAUAAUACAUACGCAACCAUCCAACAUCCUAACAGAAGAGGGUCCUCACACAUGGCUGCAAUGUCCCUCUCAGAUGAUUUGGCAGACUAUGCCACAUUAUCAGGUGUAGCCCAUCGCACACCUGGUAGUAACAACAGCUCCUUACGAGAGGCUCCAAAUUAUUACGAGGCAGCUAUGGGUUUCCAAGGGUCAACUUUCCAAGUCCCAGACCGACUUAGUAGUUCGAAUGACUACGAUCCUUAUGGUGCACAUUUUAAAGGCUCAGAGUUAACCAUCAAUCAUGAAGGUCAACCAGAAUACGUUGCCGAACUGAUUUAGGGUAAUUUUCGAUAGUUUCAUUUUAGACUGUUUUUAAAGUGACAAUAUUGACUGGAAAAAGUGCUGUUUAUUUCACGUUACACUCGAUAAGUUUCUUAUGUUUUUGGAUGCUCUGAGUCCAGUGGCGGAUAUUUUAUAGGAGGAGUGAUAAAAUUUUUCUAUUGUAAUGAUAUUUUUAGUGAAAAUUAUUUUAGUGUUUUUUUAAUUUAUUGUCAGUUUUUGUGUAUUUUUGUACUUUCGAAUAAUUAUCUAGUAUGAAAUGGCCAUAUCAUACCUUAUUACGUUAACGGUAAUUUUAUCUUGUUAUUUAUUAACUCAAUUUUAGAUAAAUGAAAUGAUUGACA